Messenger RNA from Coregonus sp. 'balchen', 18955 nucleotides. Lineage: Eukaryota; Metazoa; Chordata; Actinopteri; Salmoniformes; Salmonidae. The record is from the annotation of a GenBank genome assembly.
AUGCCUCUACGAGUUGUCGUGCAAGGUCCUGGACCUUGGGGAUUCCGUCUAGUUGGUGGGAAGGAUUUUGAACAACCCUUGACUAUCUCGCGGGUAAGUGUUUCAGAGAAUCUGCCACUUUUGUUACAAUGUAACCGCAUCUGGCCUUGUCCGGUGGCGGAAUUUUCACUUGCAGACUCGAGUACACUCUCCUCGAGAGAAGCGCUCGUUCUCGCAGCUGUAAAGACCAUUAUUGUGAUAACCUCAGCAAUUAUCAAAUGCCAUUUGAGGGUCAGCUUCAAUGCAGAUUGUAUUGUGCAAAGUGUGCUGAUAUGCUACUACUACGUUUGUUUGCCCAUGAAUGAGCCUAGUCUAUUUCUAGAUGACAAUCUUCCAUUGUUUGACAAUGGCCAAUACAUCCAGCCAACCCUGUUAUCUUUUUAAUCUUCAUUCGGAAUUGAUAUUUUCGUUUUUGUUAAACGUGGUCGCAUACAAAACGGAGGGAGAUUUUCAGUUCUUCCAGUAAAUGUUUUUGUAAAAUUUUCUGUGUAAAUUGUUCAAAGUAGUCCUUGUGCAUAGAGUUGUAUGGUUUGUUAAAAUUUGAAAUCAAUGUUUUUUUGUUUGGCAUACAUUUUAAAGUGAAAAAUCUGAGUCAAAGCGUAGUUCCGUUACGGUGUUAUUGCCCUUGGGUAAAACAUAUGUAUGGUUAACAACAUUAGCGUGAGCAACAAUACUGGAAUCGGGGUUUCGCCUUCAAAAUAAAAGAUCCUCAUUAGCUAUGUUUCCGUCUAAAGGCAACAGAUUUUCAUGCGAAUAUUCAAAAAUCUGCACAUUUUCCCACCAGAGAUGUUUCCAUCAAAUUGAUAUGUUGCAGAUAAAAGGCUGUGCGUGAUGACGUGGUGCACAUAAAAAUUCAUUUUGCGGUUAAAUCCCCCAUGUACCGAAUAAAAAAUCCAAGUUGAAGUGGUUUCUAUCACAUUUAACUCUACUGAUGUUUUUUUCCCCACUGGCAAGUGCGCUCUAGCAAACAGUGCUAUCUGCGAGCUGUUGGUUAGCGCUCACGAAUAGCCUACAUAAUGAGAUUAUUAUUAUGGAUUGAAGAGCGAGAUUAAUUUUAUUUGUCAAACGGCAGCCAAGUAUCGAUUAUCAUGUCACCAGAAUAAGACCCUCAAUAUUUAUUGUUAAGGAGCAUCAAGCUCCUGUGAAGUUCAUCAUUUAUUUCGUCUGCAGCCUAAUAAACUGCAUGCUUUCCGGAAGAGUCGUAGUGGUAGGACCACAAAACAUGUCAUCGCGUGACUCCAAAUUUACUUCGAUAGGAUGGUUAUUAUAUCAAUAUUUGCACAUAAAAGCAUUUCCACCGACAUUUCUCUCAUAACUACCGACACAAAAACAUCCAACCUUGUCUAGUGUAUUUUGUUUUGUUGACAUUUGGAAAGUUCACCGAAAAAUGUUCAGUUUCCAUCUGGCCUGUGAUUACAUUUUUUUAUCCAACAUGUACUUUACUCGCAUAAAAAGGUUGGAUGGAAACCUGGUUACUGAAAGUUAUGCAAAUAUUUGAAAUCAUGCCAUAUUUGGACUAGAUAAUGCUAAACAAGGUUGGAAUUUUGUUAAAUAUAUAAUAAAAUACUAAUUAGUUAGUUGCAAUCGCACUGUGGAUGUAUUAGACUGCAGAAUUUCAAUUCUGUCAUACUUCUAUUUCACUGUACAGCCUUACCUAUGGAUUGUGGAUGAAUGAAAUGUUGUAUCAGUCUACUCAGUGACACCCACAGAACACAACUGUAAAGAGUUUACACAUAUAUUAGCUUUGUAGCUCUUACUUUGACUGUGGGAAAUAACCUCACUAUCCAGCCUAUUGUGCUUAUUGACAUUCAUAUUGCAAUGUACAGCCUUAACCUAUGGAUUGUCUACUCGGUGACACCCACAGAACAACUGAAGAGCAAGACCACAUCACAUCCCUUGAGACUGCAGUGUUUUCCCUACAUUUUCAUAGCACUGAACUGCUCUGUCUUCUCCAACCUAAAUAAUAUUUGGGUGGCAGGUAGCCUAGCGGCUAAGGUUGCUGGUUCGAAUUCCUGAGCAGACUAGGUGAGAAAUGUGCCCUUGAGCAAAGCACUUAAUCCUAAUUGUUCCUGUAAAUCACUGUCUGCUAAAUGACUAAAAUGUCAAUAUUUGGCCUCAAAGUUUAGCACACAUCGUUGUCUCAGAAGUACAUAUUGAGGAAACACUGGCAAGGUGUAUUGAGGGCUUCAGUACAAAAGGACUAUGAACCCUUUGAAGUGUUGUAGAUCAAAUCAAAUCAGUGAUGCAGCCAGUCAGGAUGCGCUCGAUGGUGCAGCUGUAGAACCUUUUGAGGGUCUGAGGACCCGUGCCAAAUCUUUUCAGUCUCCUUAGGGGCAAUAGGUUUUGUGAUGCCCUCUUCAUGACUGUCUUGGUGUGUUUGGACCAUGUUAGUUUGUUGGUGAUGUGGACACCAAGGAACUUGAAGCUCUCAACCUGCUCCACUACAGCCCUGUCGAUGAGAAUGGGGGCGUGCUCGGUCCUGUUCUUUUUCCUGUAGUCCACAAUCCACUCCUUUGUCUUGAUCACAUUGAGGGAGAGGUUGUUGUCCUGGCACCACACGGCCAGGUCUCUGACCUCCUCCCUAUAGGCUGUCUCGUCGUUGUUGGUGAUCAGGCCUACCACUGUUGUGUCAUUGGCAAACUUAAUGAUGGUGUUGGAGUCGUGCCUAGACAUGCAGUCAUGAGUGAACAGGGCGUACAGGAGGGGACUGAGUACGCACCCCUGAGGGGCCCACGUGUUGAGGAUCAGCGUGGCAGAUGUGUUGUUACCUAAUCUUACCACCUGGGGGCGGCCCGUCAAAGUCCAGGAUCCAGUUGCAGAGGGAGGUGUUUAGUCCCAGGGUCCUUAGCUUAGUGAUGAGCUUUGAGGGCACUAUGGUGUUGAACGCUGAGCUGUAGUCAAUGAAUAGCAUUCUCACAGAAGUGUUCCUUUUGUCCAGGUGUGAAAGGGCAGUGUGGAGAGCAAUAGAGAUUGCAUCAUCUGUUGGGGCGGUCUGCAAAUUGGAGUGGGUCUAGGGUUUCUGGGAUAAUGGUGUUUAUGUGAGCCAUGACCAGCCUUUCAAAGCAUGUCAUGGCUACAGAUGUGGGUGCUAUGGGUCGGUAGUCAUGUAGGCAGGUUACCUUAGUCCCUGUGCCCAAGAACACUAUGGUGGUCUGCUUGAAACAUGUUGGUAUUACAGACUCAAACAGGGAGAGGUUGAAAAUGUCAGUGAAGACACUUGCCAGUUGGUCAGCGCAUGCUCGGAGUACACGUCCUGGUAAUCCAUCUGGCCCUGCAGACUUGUGAAUGUUGACAUGUUUAAAGGUCUUACUCACAUCGGCUACGGAGAGCGCGAUCACACAGUCGUCCGGAACAGCUGAUGCUCUCAUGCAUGUUUCAGUGUUACUUGCCUCAAAGCGAGCAUAGAAGUAAUUUAGCUCAUCUUGUAGGCUCGUGUCACUGGGCAGCUCGCGGCUGUGCUUCCCUUUGUAGUCUGUAAUAGUUUGCAAGCCCUGCCACAUCCGACGAGCGCCGGAGCCGGUGUAGUACGAUUCGAUCUUAGUCCUGUAUUGACGCUUGCCUGUUUGAUGGUUCGUCAGAGGGCAUAGCGGGAUUUCUUAUAAGCUUCCGGGUAGAGUCCCGCUCCUUGAAAGCGGCAGCUCUACCCUUUAGCUCAGUGCGGAUGUUGCCUGUAAUCCAUGGCUUCUGGUUGGGGUAUGUACGUACAGUCACUGUGGGAUGAUGUCAUCAAUGCACUUAUUGAUGAAGCCAGUGACUGAUGUGGUGUACUCCUCAAUGCCAUCGGAAGAAUCCCAGAACAUAUUCCAGUCUGUGCUAGCAAAACAGUCCUGUAGCUUAGCAUCUGCUUCAUCUGACCACUUUUUUUUGUUGACCGAGUCACUGGUGCUUCCUGCUUUAGUUUUUGCUUGUAAGCAGGAAUCAGGAUAAUAGAAUUAUGGUCAGAUUUGCCAAAUGGAGGGCGAGGGAGAGCUUUGUACGCGUCUCUGUGUGUGGUGUAAUGGUCUAAGGCGCCGCAUCACAGUGCAAACUGUGCCACUAGAGAUCCUGGUUCGAAUCCAGGCUCUGUCGCAGCCGGCCGCGACCGGGAGACCCAUUGGGGCGGCGCACAAUUGGCCCAGCGUCCUCCAGGGUAUGGGGGAGGGAAUGGCCGGCAGGGAUGUAGCUCAGUUGAUAGAGCAUGGCGUUUGCAACGCCAGGGUUGUGGGUUUCGAUUCCCACGGGGGGCAAGUAUAAAAAAUAAUAAUAUAUGUAUUCACUAACUGUAAGUCGCUCUGGAUAAGAGCGUCUGCUAAAUGACUAAAAUGUAAAUGGUGUAAAGGUGGUCUAGAGUUUUUUUCCCUCUGGUUGCACAUUUAACAUGCUAGUAGAAAUGAGGUAAAACGGAUUUAAGUUUCUCUGCAUUAAAGUCUCUGCAUAUUGUAAUCUGAUUAUAGAUACUUUUGGAAAAACUAGGUGAUUAUUUAUUGGAUUACUUUUGAAUUCAGAAAGAAUGUUUGCAGAAAAAUACGUUAUGACACCUUUCUGUUUUCUCAAUGACAUUCAUGUCAGCAUUGAAAUAAAGCGCAAAUUUAACUUUGUUCUACCUGAGCGAGCAAGUCUGGCCACAAGUCAGUCCACUAUGAUGACACGCAGGUUGACGUUUAUUGGGAUGAGUCUUGUUCUUGAGGCAGAACUGAGUGAUUUCCACUAGAUAGGUCAGCUGCAAAGUCAAAAUUGGCUAAAAAAAACAACAAUAAUUUGUAAUUAUUUUAAGGUUAGGCAUUAGGGUAAGUAUGUUGAUGAUGAUGUACUGUUUGUUUCAGGUCACUCAUGGCAGUAAGGCUGCCCAGGCCAAUCUGUGUAUCGGGGAUCAGAUCCUGGCCAUAGAUGGAGAGCCCACUGAGAACAUGACUCACCUGCAGGCACAGAACAAGAUCAAGGGCUGCUUAGAGGAAAUUGUCCUCUCUAUCGACAGGUAAGGAGUUGCAUGGACAUGUUGCAGUUUUCCAUAGACUCGGAUGAGUUCAAAAAGCACUGAGUCAUGGUCCAACUCAGCAAAAGCACAGAAUAUCUUAUACCUGAUGUGGUUAUUUGUAAGGGAUACAGAUUUGUAUGGUUCAAAUUGUUAAAUGGGGAGGGGGAAUACAUCUUGGAUUUGUUUAGGUCUGAGAUUAAAUGUUGAUGUACCAACUUCACAUACGUGUUUAAGCAAUAAGGCAUGAGAACCCGGGGAUUAUCGUGUGAUAACUAAACGACUAAGGGCUGUUAGGCCCGAGAUGAAAGCGUGAAACAGCCGUUAGGAGGGAGUUAUCACACGAUAAUUCCCGGGUUCUCAUGCCUUUAUAGAUGUGUUGGUUGUUUAGAAACAAAACUGAUGUGUGUGCAACUAUGGGGCAAAACAGACAGGGUUGGCUUAGAUUGUUGACAACAUGUAAGCUAUAUUUCGUCUCAAUGUUUAUUGAAAACAUAAAUAUAUUUGCACAAUGAGCCAUAUUUUUUCCAUAUUAGCAUUGACAUGAAAUCAGUCAAAACACCUUAAAACAAGACAUGGUAUCAAGAACAAGAUGAAACAAACUGAAACGAGCCACUGACGAUUCCCCACAAGUCAGUUUCUUGUCAUUCUUGCUAGCAAUCUGGCCAUCCAGAAUCACAACAACACGCUGACAUCUGCCCCAUGGAAGCGCACACAUCGUUUUCGUGACUUGUCAGCUAACCCAUCUAUUGCUUUUAUAAAAUGGUUGCCAACAUAAUAAAAUAAAAAGAUUAGCGACAUUUUAAUGAGUAAAUGUGUUUUAUUUAAUCCCUCCACCAGUCGUUCAUUCUAUUCAUUCCACGUUGCUAUGCUAAACAAAUCAUUGGCAUGUAGCUAGCUAGUAGAAGUUCAAUGAUGACGACAGACAAGAACUUCAUUUAAAGAUUUAAUAAAUAAUGUAUAAAUAGGCAACAACCAGCUGAUUGUCAAUAAAAUAGUUAUGGAGGAUAGCUAGGCUAACAUUACUUCUCCUUAGCUUUAGUUGGCUAGCUAGCAAGCAAACACAAACAUAUCAAGUAGCUGAAAUGACAGCAAAGUAUGUGUAUUUUCUUUUUUUUAACCUUCAUUUCCAUUAUAAUGAUCCCGAUAAAUGAAUUAGCCAGGAUCAGAGAAGCUGUCAGUCUCGUCACGUUCAUAUGCAUGGCACGGUGGAGAUUGCAAAUAAAACCUGAAACAUGUUGCACAUGUCGGAAAGGCAUACAGUGAGGCUUAUAUUAACUCCCACUGUACCAAACAAAAUGCUAGGCAAGAAGCAUGGGGAAAUAAUGUCUAGACGCUUUUUUCCGGGGGAGAUGAAGUUCAUGAAUGCCUGGUUGGGCUGUGUGACAGUGGAUGCGCAUUGAUACUUGAAAUGUAAUUAUGGCAUCAUGGCAUUUGGGAGUUAAUUAUUGUGAAUAACUAACGACUAUCAACCAAUCAGCAUCCAGGAUACAAACUUACCGUUUUAUAACAUGGCAUAACUCUGUUGUGCAGUGGUGCUUUCUCAAAAUAGGUUAUUUUUAGAAAUGGUUGUAGUCCCAUCAACAGGUUUGAGGACUGCUGUGUACUCAUUUUUAUUAUAUUUUGGAUAUCUCUAUUUAUUGCAAGUCUGAAUACUGUGUUUGACUGUCUUUUUAGAUCAGAAUCUAAAAUGUGGUCACCGCUCUCUUCUGAGGAAGGAAAGACCAACCCUUACAAGAUGAGUCUUGCAUCUGAGCCGCAGGUGUGUUUGCCUUACAUCCUACUUCACUCAGACCAAAGAUAUCAUUAGGAAAUGAGGCAUUAAGUUGACUUAUGGGUAUGUCCCUGCUCUUUCAUCGAGUAUUAACUGGUAAAUCUCCAUACUCAGAGGAAACCUUUCACAUCCCCACUACACAAACAAUGCCUUAGGGUUUUGAUACUGCCAAUAAUGAAGUCAUUGUUUACUUCUCAACUGAUUAUUUCCUAGGAGACCGACGUUUUUAUCAGCCACGCUCUGACGCAAGACUCAGUUCCUGCUUACUGAAUGGAAAAUUGAGAGCAAAGUGUGAAUUAAUGUAGGAAGCGUGUGCUUUCUCAGUCCUCCACAGCUUUCAGGGAUGUGUCACAAACAGUGCAUUUUGGUCACAGAAUACAUAGAAAAAUAUGUUUUACGCAUACAAGCCAUUUUAAAUGCUGUUUCACGUGGUUAUUUUUGUCACUGUUAAUGAAUCGAACAAAUUACCUGGGGUGAGUUUCCAGAAAGCUUUGUAGCUAAUGUACCACUUUAUUUCUCUCAUAAUUGACAACCCAGCCACACACCCCUGAGAUGUGUGAGCGAAUGAGCUAAAUUUGGCAUAUAAAGCACUGGUGUGUUACGAAGCUUUCGGGUAACUCGCUUCUCUAAAUAAUUUCAUUGGAUAAGCAAUGUGAUGCAUUUAUCACAAUGUCCAUGUAAUGUCAAAUGCGUUUGUGUGUGCCAAAUUGCCUGGUUUUUUUUUGUUUUGUUAUGUCUUCGUGAAAAUAUGCAUGGACCAUGAGCUAGAGUUGAAGGUAUUUUGUGUUUUCACUGACUGUGUCGUAUCUUCACUUCCUGUUUACAGUAAUGGUGUGCUUGCAUGUCACCAUAUUUUGUCUCGCCCCUUGUUUACCGCUAUUAUGAUAUGAAGGGGGUACCUAAAUAACCUUUUGACUAUGCUAUUCUUUACCUCUAAUAUCCACAAAUUAGUCAAGUAACUGUCAUACUAUUUCUAUCAAGGCAUGUGUGUGAGAGAUGGCAUUGAAAUUAGAGUUAUAUUUAGAAUAUAUUUCCAGUACUCAUUACUUUGUGUAUCCCUGGCUACAACUUGCAGGAGGUGAAACACAUAGGUUCCGCCCACAACAGGAGCGCCCUGCCAUUCGCUGGGUUCGGCCCCAAGGUGGUAACCAAUCAGUACAACAACCCUGCCGGUCUGUACUCCUCAGAGAAUAUCAAGGACUUCAACGCGACCGUGGAUGACGUGAAAACCAUCGCCACUGCCGCUAACGAGCCCUGCACCAUGUAAGGAUCUAUCCCAGCUGGUUGUAAUAAUGUCAUUCCAAUCAAAUCAAAUUAUAUUUGUUGCAUGCUUUGUAAACAACUGGUGUAGACUAACAGUGAAAUGCUUUCGUAUGGGCUCUUCCCAACAAUGCAGAGAGAGAGAAAAAAGAGAUAGUAGAAAAUAAUCUAUGAAUAAUAACACAAGGAAUAAAUACACAAUGAGUAACGAUAACUUGGCUAUAUUCACGGGGUACCAGUACAGAGUCAAUGUGCAGGGGUACGAGGUAGUUGAGGUAGAUAUGUACAUGUACAGUUGAAGUCGGAAGUUUACAUGCACUUAGGUUGGAGUCAUCAAAACUCGGUUUUCAACCACUCCACAAAUUUGUUGUUAACAAACUAUAUUUUUGGCAAGUCGGUUAGGACAUCUACUUUGUGCAUGACACAAGUCAUUUUUCCAACAAUUGUUUACAGACAGAUUAUUUCACUUAUAAUUCACUGUAUCAUAAUUCACUGUAUCACAAUUCCAGUGGGUCAGAAGUUUACAUACACUGAGUUGACUGUGCCUUUAAACAGAUUGGAAAUUUCCAGAAAAUUAUGUCAUGGCUUUAGAAGCUUCUGAUAGGCUAAUUGACAUCAUUUUAGUCAAUUGGAGGUGUACAUGUGGAUGUAUUUCAAGGCCUACCUUCAAACUCAGUGCCUCUUUGCUUGACAUCAUGGGAAAAUCAAAAGAAAUCAGCCAAGACCUCAGGAAAAAAAAUGGUAGACCUCCACAAGUCUGGUUCAUUCUUGGGAGCAAUUUCCAAACGCCUGAAGGUACCAGGUUCAUCUGUACAAACAAUAGUACGCAAGUAUAAACACCAUGGGACCACGCAGCCGUCAUACUGCUCAGGAAGGAGACGCGUUCUGUCUCCUAGAGAUUAACGUACUUUGGUGCGAAAAGUGCAAAUCAAUUCCAGAACAACAGCAAAGGACCUUGUGAAGAUGCUGGAGGAAACGGGUACAAAAGUAUCUACAGUGGGGAGAACAAGUAUUUGAUACACUGCCGAUUUUGCAGGUUUUCCUACUUACAAAGCAUGUAGAGGUCUGUAAUUUUUAUCAUAGGUACACUUCAACUGUGAGAGACAGAAUCUAAAACAAAAAUCCAGAAAAUCACAUUGUAUGAUUUUUAAGUAAUUAAUUUGCAUUUUAUUGCAUGACAUAAGUAUUUGAUACAUCAGAAAAGCAGAACUUAAUAUUUGGUACAGAAACCUUUGUUUGCAAUUACAGAGAUACGUUUCCUGUAGGUCUUGACCAGGUUUGCACACACUGCAGCAGGGAUUUUGGCCCACUCCUCCAUACAGACCUUCUCCAGAUCCUUCAGGUUUCGGGGCUGCCGCUGGGCAAUAAGGACUUUCAGCUCCCUCCAAAGACUUUCUAUUGGGUUCAGGUCUGGAGACUGGCUAGGCCACUCCAGGACCUUGAGAUGCUUCUUACGGAGCCACUCCUUAGUUGCCCUGGCUGUGUGUUUUGGGUCAUUGUCAUGCUGGAAGUCCCAGCCACGACCCAUCUUCAAUGCUCUUACUGAGGGAAGGAGGUUGUUGUCUAAGAUCUCGCGAUACAUGUCCCCAUCCAUCCUCCCCUCAAUACGGUGCAGUCGUCCUGUCCCCUUUGCAGAAAAGCAUCCCCAAAUAAUUAUGUUUCCACCUCCAUGCUUCACGGUUGGGAUGGUGUUCUUGGGGUUGUACUCAUCCUUCUUCUUCCUCCAAACACGGCGAGUGGAGUUUAGACCAAAAAGCUCAAUUUUUGUCUCAUCAGACCACAUGACCUUCUCCCAUUCCUCCUCUGGAUCAUCCAGAUGGUCAUUGGCAAACUUCAGACGGGCCUGGACAAGCGCUGGCUUGAGCAGGGGGACCUUGCAUGCGCUGCAAGAUUUUAAUCCAUGACGGCGUAGUGUGUUACUAAUGGUUUUCUUUGAGACUGUGGUCCCAGCUCUCUUCAGGUCAUUGACCAAGUCCUGCCGUGUAGUUCUGGGCUGAUCCCUCACCUUCCUCAUGAUCAUUGAUGCCCCACGAGGGGAGAUCUUGCAUGGAGCCCCAGACCGAGGGUGAUUGACCGUCAUCUUGAACUUCUUCCAUUUUCUAAUAAUUGUGCCAACAGUUGUUGCCUUCUCACCAAGCUGCUUGCCUAUUGUCCUGUAGCCCAUCCCAGCCUUGUGCAGGUCUACAAUUGUAUCCCUGAUGUCCUUACACAGCUCUCUGGUCUUGGCCAUUGUGGAGAGGUUGGAGUCUGUUUGAUUGAGUGUGUGGACAGGUGUCUUUUAUACAGGUAACGAGUUCAAACAGGUGCAGUUAAUACAGGUCAUGAGUGGAGAACAGGAGGGCUUCUUAAAUAAAAACUAACAGGUCUGUGAGAGCCAGAAUUCUUACUGGUUGGUAGGUGAUCAAAUACUUAUGUCAUGCAAUAAAAUGCAAAUUAAUUACUUAAAAAUCAUACAAUGUGAUUUUCCAAAAAUUACAGACCUCUACAUGCUUUGUAAGUAGGAAAACCUGCAAAAUCGGCAGUGUAUCAAAUACUUGUUCUCCCCACUGUAUAUCCACAGUAAAAACAAGUCCUAUAUCGACAUAACCUGAAAGGCCGCUCAGCAAGGAAGAAGCCACUGCUCCAAAACAGCCAUAGAAAAGCCAGACUACGGUUUGCAACUGCACAUGGGGACAAAGAUCGUACUUUUUGGAGAAAUGUCCUCUGGUCUGAUGAAACAAAAAUAGAACUGUUUGGCCAUAAUGACCAUCGUUAUGUUUGGAGGAAAAAGGGGGAUGCUUGCAAGUCGAAGAACACCAUCCCAACCGUGAAGCACGGGGGUGGCAGCAUCAUGCUGUGGGGGUGCUUUGCUGCAGGAGGGACUAGUGCACUUCACAAAAUAGAUGGCAUCAUGAGGAAGGAAAAUUAUGUGGAUAUAUUGAAGCAACAUCUCAAGACAUCAGUCAGGAAGUUAAAGCUUGGUCGCAAAUGGGUCUUCCAAAUGGACAAUGACCCCCAAGCAUACUUCCAAAGUUGUGGCAAAAUGGCUUAAGGACAACAAAGUCAAGGUAUUGGAGUGGCCAUCACAAAGCCCUGAUUUCAAUCCUAUAGAAAAUUCAUGGGCAGAAUUGAAAAAGCGUGUGCGAGCAAGGAGACCUACAAACCUGACACAGUUACACCAGCUCUGUCAGGAAGAAUGGGCCAAAAUUCACCCAACUUAUUGUGGGAAGCUUGUGGAAGGCUACCUGAAACAUUUGACCCAAGUUAAACAAUUUAAAGGCAAUGCUACCAAAUACUAAUUGAGUGUAUGUAAACUUCUGACCCACUGGGAAUGUGAUGAAAGAAAAAAAGCUGAAAUAAAUAAUUCUCUCUACUAUUAUUCUGACAUUUCACAUUCUUAGGAUCACCACUUUAUUUUAACUGACCUAAGACAGGGAAUUUUUACUAGGAUUAAAUGUCAGGAAUUGUGAAAAACUGAGUUUAAAUGUAUUUGGCUAAGGUGUAUGUGAACUUCCGACUUCAACUGUAGGUAGGUAUAAAGUGACUAGGCAACGGGAUAGAUAAGUAACAGCAACGUAUGUGAGGAGUCAAAAAAGAGAUUAGUGCAAAAAGGGUCAAUACAGAUAUUUCAGGUAGCUAUUGGUUUUACCCACUGGGUAUUGUUCUUCAAGUUCCGAUGUGUCUUACUGUAGCAGAAUAUACUGCAUUUUCACUUGUUAACAGUAUGUGUUACAGUAAGUCAAACUCAACUUCAGCUGUGGCUCAAUGAUACAUAAAUAUGUGUGAGGCCCCAUCACCACCAUCAUUUGUUUGUCCUUGUGUACCAUCGGACUCAUUGUAUGUAAACUAGUAUUGAUUGUGAUAAUUUGUUUUUUAGCCCAGAUACCUCCGGUAUUCUGCCACCAAUAGUGGCAGACUCUGAAGUCUACAAAAUGCUGCAAGAGAACCAAGAGGCUGAUGAGCCUCCUCGACAGUCAGCUUCAUUCAAAGUGCUGCUGGAUAUUCUGGAGUCAGGUACUUACUCACACAUAUAUAUGCAGCUGAUAUUUACACUGAGUGUACAAAACAUUAAGGACAGAUUUAAGUGCCUUUUGAACGGGCUAUGGUAGUAGGUGCCAGGCGCACCAGUUUGUACCAAGAACUGCAAUGCUGGUGGAUUUUUCACGCUCAACAGUUUCCCAUGUGUAUCAAGAAUGGUCCACCACCCACAGGACAUCCAGCCAACUUGACACAACUGUGGGAAGCAUUGGAGUCAACAUGGGCCAGCAUCCCUGUGGAACGCUUUCAACACCUUGUAGAGUCCAUGCCCCGACGAAUUGAGGCUGUUCUGAGGGCAAAAAGGGGGAGGUGCAACUCAAUAUUAGGAAGGUGUCCUUAAUGUUUUGUACACUCAGUGUAUACAGUGCAUUCGGAAAGUAUUCAGACCCCUUCACUUUUUCCACAUUUGGUUACAUUACAGCCUUAUUCUAAAAUGGAUUAAAUCGUUUUUUCCCCCCAUCAAUCAUUGCACAAUACCCGUAAUGACAAAGCAAAAACAGGUUUUUAGAAUUAAAAAACUGAAAUUACAUUUACAUAAAUAUUCAGACACUUUACUCAGUACUUUGUUGAAGCACCUUUGUCAGCGAUUACAGCCUUGAGUCUUCUUGGGUAUGACGCUACAAACUUGUUACACCUGUAUUUGGGGAGUUUCUCCCAUUCUUCUCUGCAGAUCCUCUCAAGCUCUGUCAGGUUGGAUGGGGAGAGUCGCUGCACAGCUAUUUUCAGGUCUCUCCAGAGAUGUUCGAUCUGGUUCAAGUCCAGGCUCUAGCUGGGCAACUCAGGGACAUUCAGAGACUUGUCCCGAAGCCACUCCUACGUUGUCUUGGCUGUGUGCUUAGGGUCGUUGUCCUGUUGGAAGGUGAACCUUCGCCCCAGUCUGAGGUCCUGAGCGCUCUGGAGCAGGUUUUCAUCAAGGAUCUCUCUGUACUUUGCUCCAUUCAUCUUUCCCUUGAGCCUGACUAGUCUCCCAGUCCCAGCUGCUGAAAAACAUCCCCAUAGUAUGAUGCUGCCACCACCAUGCUGCACCAUAGGGCUAUAGUAUUGGCCAGGUGAUAAGCGGUGCCUGGUUUCCUCCAGACGGGACGCUUUGCAUUCAGGCCAAAUAGUUCAAUCUUGGUUUCAUCAGACCAGAGAAUCCUGUUUCUUAAAGCGCCUUUUUUUAUAUUUUCCAGGGUUUUCCAAAUAUUUUAUGGCAGUGUUGUGGCUUAACAAACCAUGAUAACAUGUGUCUCCUCUUGAUUGCAGAUCCUGAUAAGCCCUCUGGUUUUAGGAGUGUGAAAGCACCUGCCACAAAAAUCGUCUCAACAGUGGGAAAUGCAGACAAGUUACCAAUCUGUGACAAAUGUGGAUCAGGGAUUGUGUAAGUACAGCAUAUGAUUCUUCAAACAAUCGUGAUCUGAUGAUAAUGUUGUAAACUUUUCAUUUUGCUCACAGUGAUUUGACGAGGAGAUCAAAGAUCAGCACUCCUACUCUAAAAUGCUUUAUGACCCUGGGCUCUAUUUUCAGCAGGCGUUAAACCAGCCAAUUGUCAAACGCAGGCUUCUUUGCAAUUUCGACCUGUUAAAGCCGGCGCUCUAUUUUCAAACCCUAGCGCCGGGAUUGGUAAUUUACCUGUUUUAUAUGAGCUCGCUUGUGCUGUGGUGGGAAUAUCCGAGGUGUGUCCUUAAAAAUGUGCGCCAAAAUGCCAAUUUUAGUAUGCACUAGUGGGGAUAUUUAAGACCAACUGAAAGCUGGUUUUAGCAGUAUCGCAAUUGGUUAUUGCAUGGAUUUCGACAGCGGAAGCGCAGCAUACCCAGCCGUGAUGCAUAGUGCCCAUAUGCACAUGGAACAAGAGAGAUUUAGUGCCCGUAAACCUCGUAUUUAGAAACAUAAAAGCUGUUUUGUCCCCAUUUCAUUAGAUUAAAAAACAAGCAUAGCCUCCCCUCUUCUGCAUUCGCCAAAUAGUCAAGACGAUCUAUAAUGGGUUUGGCUCGUGAGACUGCUUUGAAAUAAAUCUUAAUCACCAAAGCUUUAUUAAAAGAUUUGUUUUGGAAGCAGCAGCAAAACAGUGAGAGGACAUCCCUGUUGACACUCGUAUUUAGAAACAUUUCAGUUAUUUUCCUGUAACAAUUGCUUGUUUUUCGUUUGAUUAAAAAAUAAGCUCUUUAUAGUAGGCUACCCUUACCCUACUUUAACGAAAGCUGGUUCAAGCCAAUUACAAUGUUGACUGUCAACACUCUAAACAUAGAGCAAACACUGGAUUUUUUUUAUUUUUUACUUUAGCCUGUGGGGCGGCGCACAAUUGGCCCAGCUUGUCCAGGGUAGGGGAGGGAAUGGCCGGCAGGGGAUGUUGGUAGAGCAUGGCGUUUGCAACGCCAGGGUUGUGGGUUCGAUUCCCACGGGGGGGGGGGGGGGGCAGUAUGAAAAAAAAAAAUAUAUAUAUAUAUAAUGUAUGCACUCACUAACUGUAAGUCGCUCUGGAUAAGAGCGUCUGCUAAAUGACUAAAAUGUUAUGUAAAUGUAGCCUAUGCUAUUUAAUAAACUGUAGUAUCAAUGGACUAGGACGAGAAUAUUCCGUGCCCCCAGCAGAAUUGGAGUUGAUAAGCAGGACAUAGACACAUAAGCAGGACACAGACAGGCAGUCUAAGUAGUGAUUUUAUGUCAUUUUUUUCAGGUGGGGAGUUACAUGCAGCUAUCUAGACAGCAUAUCAAACAUAACAGGCACAGACUGGCUACUCUAGCAAAUGUCAAUGUGCUGUCAUCAAAUGAUACGGUGUUGCAUGAUCAUUGAGAAGCGAAAUAUCAGUUGUAUGUUAUUAAUGGUAAAAUUCAGAUUGUUUUGCCCCAAUGCAAUGUGUAGACUGUCCUGUUUAUGUUUGUGCUGCUCCAAUUUCGUAGUUACAACAGACAGAAGGUUGAAGCUACAAGUCGAUCAUGUUGUCUAAAUUAGCCUACAAAAUACAUAUUUUUUUUGUUAAGUUCGUUCAAAUCGUCAAAUCAGCUGUUCAGAAAUAUGAGAGCGAGACAUACGUCAUCAUGUCGAUUUUAAAAUUGGCUGAUAGUUAAAGUAACACGUGCAGAAGGUGAUACAGUUGUUUAGCUCUGGGGCAGAUGCGGGCCCGCAGCCUCUGACAAAAUUAAACGUAACAGUGACAGGAAAUGAGCAUCUGUGUACUAAGUCAGAGGCUGCAUCAGUGUGACCGCGCCAAUCUGAUAUGGGUCACAUAAAACUGAGUGUGGGCAAUCAGAAUAAAAUAUUGGAUAUACAAAAAAUAAUUAUCUGAAUUGGCUGUUUAAACGCAGCCUCAGUUGCUACACUAAGGGUGUUUUCACACACAGUUCUGAGCUAUAGUUCGAAUCAGAGUUCGAUUAUCUGUUACAUUGUAUUUUGUUUCAUUUGGUCUGGUUGGUUUCACAUUGCCAAAUGUCAAACGAACAAAAAUUCCUGAACAAAACAUGUCCAUGCAAGUCAUUUGUUUAUUGGAUGCUCAUAUAUUAAAAACAUCUAUGAUUAUCAUGAAGCAUCACGCAUUAUCAUGAAGCACCAAUCUUCAUAUUACUUUCGCUCUGGUCUUCCAACAACAUGCAUGAGGAAACGUGCAAUAGCCGCUGUAACUGCGACGUGAAUAGGCUAUAUUCAGUAUCGCCCCAUCUCCCCUAAUCUGCAUCAGAUGCGCUCAUAAAUGCGCUGCUAUACUCACACGUUUCAGAGAUAUCAAGUUAUGAUGCUGUGUGCAUUUCAUCAAAUGCUCGCAGUCAAACAAACAAUAAUACUGCGCGAAUCUGGUUAUUUUCCUGUGUUUGGUCCGGACUGCGUUCUCACCUGCAGUGAACCGCACCACGGUACGAAUUUAAUCGGACCGAGACCACCCUUUUUGAACGACCCACGGUGCGCUCCCGAGUGCAGAUGGUGUUCACACCAGUCAAAACGAACCGAACUAAGGGGUUAAAGCACCAGAGUUUGGAAAUAACGCUCCAAAACAAUUCGGUAUGACAGCCCCCUAAGAUAAAAUAUCUUAGUCUUAUCGUUUAACUUUUUUCAUACUGGUAAUUGUCUCAUCCUUGUGGUUUCUUCUAGAAUGUCACAGCAGAAGUGUUUUGUCACAUGGCAAUUCAAUUGGCUGAUAUAGAGCCAAGCUGUGAGCAUGCUGCCAACAGCUGUGUACUCAAGGGGUUGUUAACUCUUGGUUAAGAAUUGUUCAAACUUAAGAGAUGCUCUAAGGGUGCUUGGACAUGCCUUCUGUGUGACCUUCAUGGUGGAUUGGGUGACAAUAUUAGGUGUUUUGUCUGUCAUGAUCCAAGAAGGUGAAACGGUGUUAGUCACUGUGUGUGGUAGGGAAAAACUGCAUCUCAGUUUCAAUUUGUCUUACUAUUUUGAGCACAAAAAAAAGGACUUAUGCUUCUAUGAACACUCCUACAAAGGCAGAAAUGGUUGUCUCUGUUUUUAGAAUGUAUUUUAGACCAUUUGUGUGUCUUACGUUUAGAUAUAACACUUCAUACCCUCUUCAUAAUGUAUACCUCUUUAUUAGCCAUGCUAAUGCACUGCAUAGGCUUUAACUGCUUAUAAACAUCUAUGACUACAUUUAUUGAGCAUUAUGACCAAGGCUGUAAAAUGGCUUAUGAAGAGUUAUUAUGCCCUAUGUGGAAAGCUCAUUAGGAAUGAUGUGCUCAUCAAGGGGUAUAUUCCAAUUCCCCUGUGCACCCUCUCACGCAUGUAACUCUGUCUUGCGCACCAAACAUGAUUGUGGAACCCCUCAUGACCCAAUUUCCCAAUGAGCAUUUCAUAUUGGGCAUUAAAAACUGGGUAGUUCGAGCCCUGAAUGCUGAUUGGCUGACAGCCGUGGUAUAUCAAGGGUAACACAAAACAUUUAUUUUUACUGCUCAAAUUAUGUUGGUAACCAGUUUAUAAUAGCAAUAAGGCACCUCAGGGGUUUGUGGUAUAUGGCCAAUAUACCACGGCUAAGGGCUGUAUCCAGGCACUCCGCGUUGCGUCGUGCUUAAGAACAGCCCAUAGCCGUGGUAUAUUGGCCAUAUACCACACCCCCUCGUGCCUUAUUGCUUAAUUAUAAGACUUUGUUACAUGGUUUUAUGCUGCCUGCUCAUAAUGCUUCAUGAAUGUUGUUAGAUAUUUAGGAAAAAUCCAGAAAAUCACAUUGUAGGAUUUUUUAUGAAUUUAUUUGCAAAUUAUGGUGGAAAAUAAGUAUUUGGUCAAUAACAAAAGUUUCUCAAUACUUUGUUAUAUACCCUUUGUUGGCAAUGACACAGGUCAAACGUUUUCUGUAAGUCUUCACAAGGUUUUCACACACUGUUGCUGGUAUUUUGGCCCAUUCCUCCAUGCAGAUCUCCUCUAGAGCAGUGAUGUUUUGGGGCUGUCGCUGGACAACACGGACUUUCAACUCCCUCCAAAGAUUUUCUAUGGGGUUGAGAUCUGGAGACUGGCUAGGCCACUCCAGGACCUUGAAAUGCUUCUUACGAAGCCACUCCUUCGUUGCCCGGGCGGUGUGUUUGGGAUCAUUGUCAUGCUGAAAGACCCAGCCACGUUUCAUCUUCAAUGCCCUUGCUGAUGGAAGGAGGUUUUCACUCAAUCUCACGAUACAUGGCCCCAUUCAUUCUUUCCUUUACACGGAUCAGUCGUCCUGGUCCCUUUGCAGAAAAACAGCCCCAAAGCGUGAUGUUUCCACCCCCAUGCUUCACAGUAGGUAUGGUGUUCUUUGGAUGCAACUCAACAUUCUUUGUCCUCCAAACACGACGAGUUGAGUUUUUACCAAAAAGUUAUAUUUUGGUUUCAUCUGACCAUAUGACAUUCUCCCAAUCCUCUUCUGGAUCAUCCAAAUGCACUCUAGCAAACUUCAGACAGGCCUGGACAUGUACUGGCUUAAGCAGGGGGACACGUCUGGCACUGCAGGAUUUGAGUCCCUGGCGGCGUAGUGUGUUACUGAUGGUAGGCUUUGUUACUUUGGUCCCAGCUCUCUGCAGGUCAUUCACUAGGUCCCCCCGUGUGGUUCUGGGAUUUUUGCUCACCGUUCUUGUGAUCAUUUUGACCCCACAGGGUGAGGUCUUGCGUGGAGCCCCAGAUCGAGGGAGAUUAUCAGUGGUCUUGUAUGUCUUCCAUUUCCUAAUAAUUGCUCCCACAGUUGAUUUCUUCAAACCAAGCUGAUUCAGUCUUCCCAGCCUGGUGCAGGUCUACCAUUUUGUUUCUGUUGUCCUUUGACAGCUCUUUGGUCUUGGCCAUAGUGGAGUUUGGAGUGUGACUGUUUGAGGUUGUGGACAGGUGUCUUUUAUACUGAUAACAUGUUCAAACAGGUGCCAUUAAUACAGGUAACGAGUGGAGGACAGAGGAGCCUCUUAAAGAAGAAGUUACAGGUCUGUGAGAGCCAGAAAUCUUGCUUGUUUGUAGGUGACCAAAUACUUAUUUUCCACCAUAAUUUGCAAAUAAAUUCAUUAAAAAUCCUACAAUGUGAUUUUCUGGAGAAAAAAAAUCUCAAUUUGUCUGUCAUAGUUGACGUGUACCUAUUAUGAAAAUUAAAGGCCUCUCUCAUCUUUUGAAGUGGGAGAACUUGCACAAUUGGUGGCUGACUAAAUACUUUUUUUCCCCACUGUACAUUUAUAGUGCAUGCUCAUGAAGCAUUGUAACUGCGCAAAUAAUGCAUUAUGAAGAGGAUUUUCAUAAGAAGUUUUACAUUAAAAAAUUUAUUUAUUUAUUUGACCUAACCAUUUUACUAUGUGAUCUCUUCUUUCCCAUACACAGGGGGAUGGUUGUCAAGUUGCGGGACAAGUUCCGUCACCCCGAGUGCUACACCUGCUCAGAUUGCGACAUCAACCUGAAACAGAAGGGACAUUUUUUCGUGGAGGACCAGAUCUACUGCGAGAAGCACGCACGUGAGCGAGUGUCUCCACCCGAAGGCUAUGAUGUGGUCACCGUCUUUCCCAAGUAG